This is a messenger RNA of Pelmatolapia mariae (spotted tilapia), 1386 nucleotides long. RefSeq names its product peptidylprolyl isomerase (cyclophilin)-like 3 (gene ppil3). Gene Ontology annotation, molecular function: peptidyl-prolyl cis-trans isomerase activity. Bases 99 to 584 code for a protein of 161 amino acids. Gene Ontology annotation, cellular component: catalytic step 2 spliceosome. Lineage: Eukaryota; Metazoa; Chordata; Actinopteri; Cichliformes; Cichlidae. The transcript is spliced from 6 exons. Gene Ontology annotation, biological process: protein folding; protein peptidyl-prolyl isomerization. The record is from RefSeq and is a predicted model, not a curated record.
UUUGUGAAAAAUUCCUUGCGGAACCAUUCACCGCUGGAUACCCAUCCCCACACGGACAUGUUUCUUCGACACACUUGUUCACAGACGCAACAUUUGAAAUGGCUGUUACACUUCACACAGAUCUAGGAGACAUUAAAAUUGAAUUGUUCUGUGAGCGCACACCGAGGGCAUGUGAGAACUUUCUUGCUUUGUGUGCCAGCGGCUUCUACAAUGGUUGCGUCUUCCACCGAAAUAUAAAGGGCUUCAUGGUUCAGACCGGAGAUCCUACAGGCACCGGUAAAGGAGGAACAAGCAUAUGGGGGCGCAAAUUUGAGGAUGAGUUCAGUGAACACUUAAAACAUAAUGUAAGAGGAGUGGUCUCCAUGGCAAACAAUGGUCCCAACACGAAUGGCUCCCAGUUUUUCUUCACCUAUGCCAAACAGCCUCACCUUGACAUGAAGUACACAGUGUUUGGAAAGAUAAUAGACGGCUUGGAAACACUGGAUGAGCUGGAGAAGCUGCCUGUGAAUGAAAAGACGUUCCGGCCACUGACUGAAACUCGGAUAAAGGAUGUGACCAUUCAUGCUAAUCCUUUUGCUGGAUAGCAGAUUUACACUUUCAUAUGAUACAAUGCUUGUUGCCUUGCUAAAGUCGAAAUACUUUUCAAAUGGUAGAACUGGAGAGUCCACUCACAUGCCCAGACAGUGGGCAGGGUGCUGACUUCAAAGCUACAAAGUGUUAAAUUGUCUUAACUUUUUAUACGGUGUAGUUCCUGAUUUUGCAACUUCAUGUAAAAAAUAUAUAUAAAUCAGGGGGAUGUCUUGUUUCCUUUAGACAAUAAACUUUGUAAACAAAAAUAAAAUAUGGACGUAACCGCCAUGAUGUCACCCAUUGGUUAGUGAAGUCUCAUUCUGAAGUGUUUCAAAGUUGUUUUUUGAAGCUGACUGUCACAAGAUGAAGGUGGAUCUAAACAGGAGACCAGAGGAUACCACACACUUCUUACUGACACGUGAAUGAUAUGUUGUUAACCAGUGAAAAUAGCGUGGAAAUUUCUUAGUUUCUGGUUGUAAAAAUGACCAUAUUUUACUAACUGAUUAUGAUUUACUUAGUUAACCUGAAACUAACAGUUGAACCCAAAGUUAUCAGGAAAGUGUUUGCUGAGGUUACAUAACAAAGGAGCUGAGGAUUGUUUCCCCAUAGACUUCUCUGUAAACGCAAGUCUUUUUGGAACUUUAAGAGUCGCCUCCUGCUGGUCGUUAAAAAGACUACAGGUUGAAGUUCGUUUCACCUUUCAGACGAAGAUGUAUCCGUAUUUUACACUGUGCUUUAAAUCAGUUUUGAAAUGAUUUUUGUCCUUAACAGGUUCCUCUCCAUUUAUUCAAGUACUCUAAAGGGGAAUGCAAUAAA